This is a messenger RNA of Scatophagus argus, 5262 nucleotides long. RefSeq lists its product as uncharacterized. Gene Ontology annotation, molecular function: axon guidance receptor activity; protein binding. The transcript has 26 exons. Gene Ontology annotation, cellular component: neuronal cell body; plasma membrane; axon. Lineage: Eukaryota; Metazoa; Chordata; Actinopteri; Scatophagidae. Gene Ontology annotation, biological process: homophilic cell-cell adhesion; synapse organization. The record is from RefSeq and is a predicted model, not a curated record. The coding region runs from base 596 to 4672 and encodes 1358 amino acids.
UCCUGGAGGCUGGUGAGGAUUUGGUGCGGAGAUCAGGCGGUGCGCAGCUCAGCUCGGCGUGUGCAGCGCUUCAUUUUCGCUCAAACUGACGCCGCAACCCGCAACUGCCCUGAACAGCGCAGAGAGACAGAGAGAGAGAGGGGAGAGAGAGGGGAGAGUUGGUUUAUUUAUGACCGGGCUAAAUAUAGUUAAACCACAUUUGUUUUGUUUUGUUUUGAGCACAGGCAGCAGGACAUCUUAGAAAGAAGUGUCUGUGCGUGACCAUGCGGGGAUGAAGAAGUGCUGCUGCUGCUGAGUUUUCUUAUUAGGUUUCUCCGGGGCGGUGCUGCUGCUCCUGCUCCUCCUCAUCAUCAUCACCAUCAUCACCCUGCUGCUGUCAUGGGUUUCUGGGAGUGACAUCAAAGUUUUUUGGGGGGAUGAUUUUACUCGCCUGAAAUAGUCCAUCUGAGAGUCACGCUCCAAGGCGGCUCCGCUUACCUGUUUGUAGUCAAAUGCGGGCGGUUUCGUGCCUGGGAGGUGAGAUUUGAUUGAUCGUUUGAGGGGACCGUCAAGAGGCUGCAGACUCCGGAGGAUCUGACACCGGGACAGUGUGGAGAUGAACUUUGAAAAUUUCGUGGUUGUGACUUUCACAUUCGUCACCAUCGCAUCAGGGUCCCGGGCACGGUUUGAAGACAGCGCACCUCGGAUUGUGGAGGACCCCUCGGAUUUGAUUGUCUCCAAGGGGGAGCCUGCCACCCUCAACUGCAAGGCAGAGGGCCGACCCACCCCCAGCAUAGAGUGGUAUAAGGACGGCGAGCGCGUGGAGACGGACAAAGAUGACCCCCGUUCUCACCGCAUGCUCCUGCCCAGCGGCUCGCUCUUCUUCCUCCGCAUCGUGCACGGACGCCGGAGCAAACCGGAUGAGGGCGUCUACACCUGUGUGGCCCGCAACUACCUGGGAGAGGCCAUCAGUCGUAAUGCGUCUCUGGAUGUCGCCAUCCUGAGAGAUGAUUUCCGGCAGGCCCCGAGUGAUGUGGUGGUGGCCGCCGGUGAGCCUGCUGUGUUGGAGUGUGUGCCUCCACGUGGACACCCUGAGCCCAUCGUGUCCUGGAAACGCAACAACGUCCGAGUUAGCACCAAGGAUGAGCGCAUCGCUAUGCGUGGAGGCAAACUGAUGAUCUCUCACGCCAGGAAGAGCGACGCCGGCAUGUAUGUUUGUGUGGGAUCAAACAUGGUUGGAGAGAGGGACAGCGAUCCCGCAGAGCUGGUGGUAUACGAACGUCCUGUGUUGGUACGGAGGCCCGUGAACCAGGUGGUCAUGGAGGAAGAGACUGUGGACUUCCUGUGCGAGGUCCACGGAGAUCCCGCCCCCACUGUCCGAUGGCGGCGAGAGGAAGGGGAGCUUCCCCGUGGGAGGUUUGAAAUCCGCAAUGGCAACAGCCUCCGUUUGUUCCGCGUGAAGGAGCAGGAUGAAGGGACGUAUACCUGCACAUCCGAGAACAGUGUGGGCAAGACAGAGGCCUCAGCCAUGCUGCAGGUCCAUGUACCACCUCAGAUUGUCACGAAGCCCCGAGACCAGAUUGCCACCCAGGGGAGGAGCAUUACCUUCCAAUGUGGCACUACAGGAAACCCUCCACCUGCCAUCUUCUGGCAGAAAGAGGGCAGCCAGAUGUUGUUGUUCCCCGGCCAGCCACCAUCACAGUCUGGUCGUUACUCUGUUUCCAUGAGCGGAGAACUGACCAUCACUGACGUCCACCCCGAGGACGCUGGUUUCUACAUCUGCCAGGCCAUCAGUGUGGCAGGAAGCGUGUUGACCAGGGCGCUGCUGGAGGUGGAGGGAGGUCCCUCAGGUCGUGUCCCGCCGAUUAUUCGGCAAGGCCCAGCCAAUCAGACUGUGUCUCGGGGUGCCGCAACGCAGCUUCACUGCCGUGUGACUGGAGGGCCCUCAGUCAAGAUUUCAUGGGAGAAGGAUGGAGAGAGGCUUCAGGGAAAUAACCCUAGAGUGACCUUGAUGGAAAAUGGCACUUUGCAAAUCACAGAUAUGAAGGACGCAGACUCAGGCAUGUACACGUGUGUGGCAUCCAGCGCCACAGGGGAGUCGAGCUGGAGUGGGAUGUUGACUGUCAGAGAAAAUGGAGCUUCUUCGGUAUCCAGAGUUUCUGAGUUCAUCCAACUGCCAGGGCCUCCCCAGAAACCCGUUGUGACGGAUGUGACCAAAAACACUGUCACCCUCACCUGGCAGUCCAACCCUCACGAAGGGGGGGCUGCUGUCACUUCCUACAUUAUUGAGGCCUUCAGCCAAUCAGUUGGCAGCACCUGGCAAACGGUGGCGGACCACGUGAAGCACGAGAAGCACACGGUGGUCGGACUCUUCCCCAACACUGUUUAUCUCUUCAUUGUCCGAGCAGUCAACUCUUAUGGACUCAGUGACCCCAGUCCCAUCUCUGAGCCUGUCAGGACGCAGGAUGGGAGUCCUGCAGAACAGGGUGUGGACCACAGACAAGUGCAGAGAGAGUUAGGCGAGGUGUCCAUCUACCUGCAGAAGCCAGUGGCUUUGUCUCCUACCAGCGCCAGGAUUUCUUGGACUGUGGGCCAUCAGUCUCGCUAUGUUCAGGGUUAUCGUGUAUUUUACCGGACUAUCGGCAGCUCCUGGUCGGUCCAGGAUGUGGAGGCCACCUCUGACCAUAGCAUCAUCUUAGCGGAUCUGCACAGCAGCGCAGAGUAUGAGAUCAAGAUACGCCCUUACUUCAAUGAGUUACAGGGACACGACAGCCUCAUGGUUCUGCUGCGUACUCCUGAGGAGGCUUUAAGUGCACCUCCACAGGCCGUAUCAGUGGUUCAGCUCACAAACGGCUCCAGCAUCAGCGUGUCCUGGGAGCCUCCGCCUCACAACACUCAGAGUGGGAUAAUUCGGGAGUACAAGGUGUGGUGUCUGGGUAGCGGCGUGGAGCAGGAGAACCAGAUAAACCGAACUGUGGACGGAGCCGUUCUGUCCAUCUUGUUGACAGGGUUGCUGCCUCACGUCCGCUACACUGUGGUGGUGGCUGCUGUCACCAGCCUGGGUGUGGGCACUCAAAGCCAGCCUGUCAGCCUGCUUCUCACUGCCCCAACGGACAAGACUUCAACGCCCGCGAAGGAAGGCGGCAACCUCAGCAUAUCAGAGCAGAUAACAAGCGUUGUCCGGCAGCCUGCUUUCAUCGCAGGACUGGGCGUGGCUGCGUGGUUGGUGCUGAUGGGCUUCAGCGGCUGGCUGUACUGUCGACACCGCAGGAGGAAGCGGCUGGGACACUACACCACGUCCUUCGCAUACACACCAGCAGUUGGAUUCGCUCACAGUGAAGGAUCUGGCAUCAUCAAUGGAGGGCCUGGCUUGUUAGGAUCAAAUAUGGGCAACUAUCCCUGGCUAGCUGACUCUUGGCCCACUCCAAACCUCGCUCAUAACAGCAAGGACUCUGUCAAUUGCUGCUCUGGGAAACUGGACUCGGACAGAUACUAUAACACAGUUGGCAUCAUCAACUACCCGAACCAGACGGAGAAACGCAGCACGGCGUCCAAUGACAGUCCCAUCUACAGCACCAUCAACACGGCUGCUGAAGACGACCUGCUCGCCUACUACGACACCUACUCCAGCACGUCCUACAACCAGGGUCCAGACCCGUACAGCAGCAACCCAGUGCUGCCAAACAGCAGCCUUGUGGGUCUGGAGCAGGACCUGGACCAGUGGACCAUCCAGUCUGGUCAGUCUGGGUCUGAAUAUGCGAAGCUCCAAUAUACUAAGAAAAGCAAUGACAAACUGAUAAAGCAGAGGUCAACCGGGUCCUCAUCCAAGUCAGCUCCUCUCACGUGGGUGGAUGUUUUGUCGCUGCCUCUUCCUGUCGACAAAGACAGAAGUCAUACAAAGACAGACAAAGACAAAGAGCAAGACAGCUCUGAGGAGGACGAUGAUGACUGGUGUCCUCCGCUGCCUGCCAGGACCUACCUGAUGGACACUUCCAGGGAGGAGCUCUCCAGCCUGCCUUCCAAACCAGACGAGCUGCCCUACUCAGCAACACUGAUGUCUUCCCCCCAGCAAGACACUCACAAGCCCAGUGAGAGUCCACGGCUGCAGCACUUUGACCUCUUGACCCGUCACCAGUCAGGCUCCCAGGUUUCCCAGUCCAACCCGGAUCUGUUUACCAACGCCAAGGCCCAGAAUGCUGGUGACGUGUACCACACCCGCCAGUGGGCAGAAGAUUUCAAAGGGGAAAGCCUUGGCAAAGCACAAUCUGCAGCUCCUGCUGCCGAGUCGAGCCCUGCAGCCCAGGCUCACAGAUCGAGGAGUAAGAAGAGAAUACCCAAGGAUGGACAACUGAGGCGAGAGCCGCACAGCCAAGCAGAACUUCCCCCUCCACCAGCCCCUCCCCCCACAGACGACUCCUCGCUGCAGCUCUUGGCUGAUGUUUUGAGCCGCGGCCAAACGGACAGUGAAAGAAAAGACGGGAGUGACUCGCCUACACUUGAGAAGAGGGGAGAACAUUUCUCACCCCAGAGGAGAGGGCCUACAAAAUGGUCCUCACAGGAUGAGAAUGUAAUCCCAUAUGGACAGUCCAGCUUCCUGCCUAAGGUCCAGAUGCCAGGCUACGGGUCUCUGGGUGGAGGAGUCUUUUCACGACCCUCCACCGCCGGUCGGAGGAGAGAUGAGAACCUCAUGUAGACAGACGCCGAUUACAUGACAAGACACCAUCUUUCGUCCUCCAUGAUUUCCUAUCUUUGCGAACCAUCAAUCUGUUGCCAUGGUAUGAAAAACUGAAGACUAAAGGGAAAGUGUCAAGGCUAACCAUCUGCCAAAUUAUUUGUAUUUUAUCUCAAUGAUUUUAAUCUUUUUUGUGAUUUGCUUCACUCUUUCUCCCUGUAUAUAGACAUCUUUGCAGUUUUUUAAAGAUGUGAUCAGAUAUAUUGCUAAAAAUGGAUCUGAGAUUUAAAAAGUACUGUAUUUUUAGGCAAUGGGAAAAAAUGUAACUAUUACAUUGUUGUACAGCAGAUUUAACGAAUGUAUCUUCUGUUUAUUCCUGACCAUGAAACCAUGAUGAUGUGUGUGCUUGACGAAAGACUGGAGAGGACAAGAAGCGGAAAAUGUGUUAAUAAACCAUAAUCUGUGGGUGUGUGUAUGUGUAUGUGUGUGUGUGCGUGUCAGUGCAUGUGUGUAAUGUUUUUACGUGUGUUACCGUUAUUAUCUUUCAUCUCUGUGUGACUGUGUAUUGUGGUAUCCCUGUAGAUCACCAGUGUGUUAGUACGAUUUUUAAA